AUGGCAGAAGAAACAGCAAAUAUCAACCCUGAUGGGAGCACCACAUUUGAAGGAGCUGAGGAAUCCACCAUGCCUCCUGUGGAAGAUUCCGGAGAUGCUGGUGAGACAGCUGGAGAAGCAUUCGAAGAAAUCGCACAAGGCGGAGACCCAGCAAUCUACUUGUUGUUAGUUGUCAUGCUUCUCGGUGUUCUAUUUUACAUCUACAAGAGAAAGUCCAAGGAAGACGAGGAUGAUUUCUUUGAUAAUCUUGAUGGAGAGAAGUUCAAUUUGAAACUACCCGCAGAGGUCGAUGAAUAUUAUGCCAUCAAGGAAAAAUGCUUAGCUGCUGGAUGGCAACCUGGAACACCACCCGACAAGGCCAAUCCCAGUCCACAACACCGAAUGCUCGCACAAGCGUUGAUGAAGCGAGCGAUUGGUGAUAUCCCACUUGUCACACAUAUACAAAAGGAAUCCAGCGGAAUGAAUAAAUUGUAUUCGCAAUCCAUGUGUUCGGUCAAACAAUGGCGUUCCUACCAGGCUGCCGAAGCCAUGGUCUCUUCCGAGGUGGAAGAAGUCCGAGGUGAAGCCGACGAAAUCGAAGCCGGCUGGAGUCAAGUCAUUUGGAGACAGGCAAUGCAAUACCACAACAUGCUCAAGCAAAAGCAUGAAAUGGAACAAAAGGCUGCUGCCGACGCGGCUGCCAAGAAAAUGGCAAUAGAUCAAGCCAAGAAGAAGACAAUGACCGAAGAGGAGAAAAUUAAGGCGGCAGAAAAGGCAGCUGCCGAACUCAUUAAGGCAGAGGAAAGGGAGAAGGACAGCAAAAAUGCUUUCAGUGGUGGAGUCAAGAAGGGAUUCUUGGAUAGCAAGAAGGGCAAGAAAAAAUAG
This is a messenger RNA of Cylindrotheca closterium, 864 nucleotides long. Lineage: Eukaryota; Bacillariophyta; Bacillariophyceae; Bacillariales; Bacillariaceae. The record is from the annotation of a GenBank genome assembly.